AUGCCAAAUUUAAGUCAGAAAGUUCUUAAAGUCACCCAAAAAUGAAAAGUUGGAAAUCCUAACUUUUUUUUUUGGAUGGCUUAAAGCCAGUUUCGUUGACCAUGGAAAUUACUUUUAUAUCCCUUAUAUUUUAUUUUAAUUCCCAAAGUGCCCUCACAGCUAAAGCCCUAAAAUUCACCCUCAUUUUUUCACCAACAACGCAGCCUCCACAUCUCUGUUCAUCAUCAUCUACAACAACGCAUCAUCAUCAUCCACGAUCUCUGUUCCUAAAAAAGCUUCAUCUGAUUACUCUGCUUGGAUUGCUAAACAGAUUUUCAAUCUUGGUGACUAUUUGAUUAAAUGGAGAGUUGGGAUAUUAGCAAUGUGGUAUCUCCUCAUUUAAGUGAUUUGUUAGAUGACGAAGAUCAAGAACUAGAAGAGAUUCGGAGAGAGCAAGAUGAGGAGUGGAUGGCUUUAUGUCGUAUAACAGUAAAUACAUUUUAAUGUAUUGUGAAAAAUACUUAUGCAAAGAACCUUGUCGUACAUCAAUGCGCUCUUGUGAUCAUUGAUGGCACACAUGUUAAAGCUAGAUUACCGCAAGGUCAAGAGAUACCAUAUAUUGGACGUAAAGGUUAUCCGACUCAGAAUAUUCUCGCCGUUGUUGAUUUUAAUAUGUGUUUUACAUUUGCAUGGGCUGGAUGGGAAGGAGCAGCUCACGAUAGUCGUAUAUUUGCCGAGGCCCUUCGUAGAGAAGAGCUCAACUUUCCACAUCCACGCGGAAACAAAUAUUAUCUAAUUGAUGCAGGAUAUUCACACAUGAAAGGAUACAUGGCUCCAUACAAAGGAAAUAAUGUAAGAUAUCACCUAGCUGAAUUUCGCCGCGGUGCAACUCGACAAUUGCGAGAGCCAACAGGACGCAUUGAGAAAUUUAACUAUUUACAUUCUUCUUGUAGAAAUGUAGUAGAGCGCACAUUUGGCGUUUGGAAAGCAAGAUGGUCUAUUUUGAGAGACAUGCCAUACUAUCACAUUGACACACAAAGGGACAUCGUGCUUGCUACUAUGGCCAUUCACAAUUAUAUUAGAAAGAAAUGCAAUGUGGAUGAUGCAUUCCAAACAGCCGAGAAUGAGAGCUAUAUUCCAUUGGUUGAUUCUAAUGAUAUUGGCACAACUUCAAGAGCUAACAAUGUAGAUGUCGAAGAUGUAGGAGAACAAAAUGAUGUCUAUUGGAUGGGGUUUCGUGAUAUGAUUGCUAGUCACAUUUGUAAUGCUUGAUGCUUGUAUUAUAUGAAUAUUUUUCACUUCUUGUAUUUAUAGUGGAGUGUUUUCGGUUGUAUUAGCACUUUUAUUUUGUGUCAAAUUCUCCAUCUUUGACACCCGUGCUUUAUUAGAUGCUAGUUAUGUUGUGUAUAGGCUUUAGUCAAUAGUAGAGUAAUAUGGUUAAAUAGUAUGACAACCUUAGUCAUUUGUUGAAAAUUUUGCAGAUUAAUGA
Messenger RNA from Lycium barbarum (goji berry), 1468 nucleotides. RefSeq lists its product as uncharacterized. The transcript has 2 exons. Lineage: Eukaryota; Viridiplantae; Streptophyta; Magnoliopsida; Solanales; Solanaceae. Bases 652 to 1251 code for a protein of 199 amino acids. The record is from RefSeq and is a predicted model, not a curated record.